Penicillium coprophilum is the source of this 1275-nucleotide messenger RNA. RefSeq lists its product as uncharacterized. Lineage: Eukaryota; Fungi; Ascomycota; Eurotiomycetes; Eurotiales; Aspergillaceae. The transcript is spliced from 4 exons. Gene Ontology annotation, molecular function: DNA-binding transcription factor activity, RNA polymerase II-specific; zinc ion binding; DNA binding. Gene Ontology annotation, biological process: regulation of DNA-templated transcription; DNA-templated transcription. The record is from RefSeq and is a predicted model, not a curated record. The coding region runs from base 1 to 1275 and encodes 424 amino acids.
AUGGAAUCCACUACACCUCCUGAUGAGCCGAGUCUCCAGAAACGAGGACAUGCUCGUUCCGCUGCAACCUACCCCCGGAAGCGGGCUACCCAGGCAUGCCAGACUUGUCGCCUUAGGCGGACAAAGUGCGAUAACACCCGGCCGGCGUGCGCAUCAUGUGUGCGGCUCGGGGCGGAAUGUUCCUACCGGCAGAUUUGCUUCUCAACAUUCGAUUCCGCAAGCCUGGCUAUUCUAAAACGGAUUGAUGAUCUGGAAACACUGAUCCAGACCAAGGUCAAUGAUCCAUCUCCGGUGGCUCCGUCUAACGCUCCCCUUGCUGUAUCGUCGCCUAGCACAUCUCUUGAAAAUUGGUCACCUGUGCUCGACCAGCGGACACAAUGGAAACCCUCUCUUAUUAACAUUGAACAGGUUCUCAAGUGGCCUGUUUUCCAUGACCAAGACCUUGAGUCGCGACUAUAUCUAAUCUCUCCAUCUGGAGAGAACACAAGUUAUCCAGACCUACCAAUCUCUGUUGAUCUCGACCUCCGUGCGGCCGAUCACCUCGUUCAGAGUUUCUUCAACAAUGUACAUAUAUUCAACCCAACGUUGAAGGAGGAGGAUAUCAACGAGUAUAUGAGUACAGUGGGAUUGAAUGGUAUUGGGUGGGACGCAAUGUCAUGUCUAUUGCUUCUCAUAUAUGCUAAUGGUGCAAUCGCGACACCAUUUGAAAGAAAUGGACAAGGUGUAUCUUCUAGUCUAUUCCACCAGUCAAGGGAAUUCCUACAAGCUGAAGCGUAUUUCCUUGCCGCGCAGAAGCGAAUGGGCAUGCUGCUCUGCAGAAGCGGUGCGAUAGAAGCGCAAUGCUUUUUUCUAGCCGGUGUAUACCUUAUGACAAACUUGCGAUCGGUGGAGGCGUGGAGGAUGUUCGUACAAGCCCUAGCGUGCUGUCGGGGCUUUUCCAUCCCUCAUACCCAUGGUAAUCGUCAUGAAGACACUUGGGACACAAAACAGAGAGUAUACUGGACCUGCUUGAAGUCUGAGCUAGAGCUGCGACUAGAAUUGAAUUUUUACCAAAAGAACGUUCUGGAUCUCACAUACCCUACAUUCUUUCCGUCGCCUCCAGAGGAGCUCAAGUCCAAAGAUGAAGCGGCAUGGUACUUCUAUCUGGCUGAAAUUGCUUUGCGACGACUGAAGAACCGCAUUCUAGGCUAUUUCUAUCGACCGUACGCGGUAAACUCACAGCCCAACAUGAAAGCGGCGAUUCUUGACUUCGAGGAGCAAGCAGAUGCAUGGUAA